CGGAGGUGGGCGGACGGGCGGGCGGGCCGUGCCAGGCAGAGCAGGGCCUGGCCCAGAAGGGCCCGGUGGCUUUCCUUCCGCCUGCCCUCCGUCCUUAGGCGGCAGAGGGGAGGCCCGCCGCCCGCCAGCUCGCCCGCGACCGUCAGGAAAGGGCGGCCUCGCUGCGGUGCGGACGGGGGCACUGGUGGCAGGGCUUGGAGGGAGGGGGUCAUUAGAUUUCCCCGUGCCGCCCCCGCGGUGAGGGCGAGGGGGGAGGCGGCCCGUGGCUCCCUCCUUCCUUUCCUUCCUUCCUUCCUUCUUUCCGCUGCGGCGCCCGCGGGAUGAAGCUGAAGAAGCAGGUGACGGUGUGCGGGGCGGCGAUCUUCUGCGUGGCCGUCUUCUCCCUCUACCUGAUGCUGGACCGCGUCCAGCACGACCCGGCCCGCCACCAGAACGGCGCCAGCUUCCCCCGGAGCCAGAUCUCCGUGCUCCAGAACCGAAUUGAACAACUGGAGCAACUUCUGGAAGAGAACCAUGAAAUCAUCAGCCACAUUAAGGAUUCUGUGCUGGAGCUGACGGCCAACGCAGCCGCGGAGGGCGGCCAGGCCGCGGUGUUGCCCCUCCGCCUGCCCAACGGCUCCUGGGUGCUGCCCGCGGAGAACCGGCCCAGCUUCUUCUCUGUCGCCUCUCAGGACUGUCAGUUUGCACUCAAGCCCAGUAACCAGAAAGCAGAUCUGCAGAUGUUGGCAGUGUCCGCGUUGCUCCCCUAUGACAACCAGGACGGUGGGGUGUGGAAGCAAGGCUUUGAUAUCAGCUAUGAGCCCCACGAAUGGGACACAGAAGUACUGCAAGUAUUUGUGGUGCCACAUUCUCACAAUGACCCAGGGUGGAUCAAGACAUUUGACAAAUAUUACUUUGACCAGACACAGCACAUCUUGAACAGCAUGGUGGUGAAGCUGCAGGAGGACCCACGGCGGCGUUUCAUCUGGUCUGAAAUCUCCUUCUUCUCUAAGUGGUGGGACAACAUCAGUGCCCAGAAACGGGCUGCUGUGCGCAGGCUUGUAGGCAACGGUCAGCUGGAAAUGGCAACAGGAGGCUGGGUGAUGCCAGAUGAAGCGAACUCCCACUACUUCGCCAUGAUUGACCAGCUCAUUGAGGGUCACCAGUGGCUGGAGAAGAAUAUUGGGGUGACGCCACGCUCUGGCUGGGCCGUGGAUCCCUUUGGCCACAGUGCCACCAUGCCUUAUCUUCUGCGCCGCGCCAACCUGACCAGCAUGCUCAUCCAGCGGAUUCACUAUGCCAUCAAGAAGCACUUUGCAGCGACACAGAACUUGGAGUUCAUGUGGAGGCAGAGCUGGGAUCCUGACUCCAGCACCGACAUCCUCUGCCACAUGAUGCCCUUCUAUAGUUACGAUGUGCCCCAUACCUGCGGUCCUGACCCAAAGAUCUGCUGCCAGUUUGACUUCAAGCGCCUGCCGGGCGGCCGCAUCAACUGCCCCUGGAAAGUGCCCCCCAAAGCCAUCACCAGCUUCAACGUGGCUGAGCGGGCACAACUCUUGCUUGAUCAGUACCGGAAGAAAUCCAAGCUCUACCGAACCAAAGUGUUGCUGGUGCCACUGGGGGACGACUUCCGCUACGACAAGCCCCAGGAAUGGGACGCCCAGUUCCUCAACUACCAGCGCCUCUUUGACUUCCUGAACGCCCACCCGGAGCUCCACGUGCAAGCACAGUUCGGGACCCUCUCAGAUUACUUUGAUGCGCUGUACAAGCAGAUGGGCAUUGUGCCAGGCAUGCACCCACCUGGCUUCCCAGUAGUCAGUGGGGAUUUUUUCUCCUACGCAGACCGCGAGGAUCACUACUGGACAGGCUACUACACUUCCCGACCCUUCUACAAGAGCAUGGGCCGUGUGCUAGAGGCCCAUCUCCGCGGUGCUGAGAUCUUGUACAGCUUAGCUCUGAGUCAUGCUCGUCAUGCAGGCAUGGACAGCCGGUACCCACUCUCAGACUACGCCAUGCUCACGGAUGCACGGCGCAACCUGGGGCUCUUCCAGCAUCAUGAUGCAAUCACAGGCACGGCCAAAGAGGCAGUGGUGGUGGACUACGGCAUCAGGCUGCUCCAUUCUCUGAUGAAUAUCAAGCGCGUGAUCAUCAAUGCUGCACAUUACUUGGUGUUAGUGGACAAGGACGUCUACCACUAUGAUCUGGCAGCUCCCUUCCUUGGCACAGAUGAAACUCGCUUGAAUCAAGAUUCUCUGCCAGAGAAAACCGUCAUCAAGCUGGAGGCUGCGCCCAGGUUUGUGGUUGUCUUCAACCCUCUGGAACAAGAACGCCUGAGCCUGGUGACCCUGCUGGUGAACACCCCUCGCGUCCGCGUCCUCGAUGAGGAGGGGCAGCCCCUGGCGGUGCAGCUGAGUGCCCAGUGGAGCUCCGCCAUGGACAUGGCCCCUGAUGUCUACCAGGUGUCCAUCAUCCUACGUCUGCCAGCGCUGGGCCUUAGCAUCCUGCAGCUGAGCAAGUCCUUUGACAGCCACAAUACCUUCAAGUCUUCUGUCCGCCUCUUCCUGCACGGGCGUGACCUUCCUGUGCACAAGUACGAGGCCUUCCCGGUGCAAGUCAUCCCCACUGCCACGGACGACUUCUGCCUAGAGAACCAGCACAUGCAGGCGUGCUUCUCAGGGCCCAGUGGGUCGCUCAAGAGCGUUUCUCACGUGGGAGGUGAGCAAGAGCAGAAGCUGAGUAGCCAGUUUCUCGUCUAUGGGACCCGGACCACGAAAGACAAAAGUGGCGCCUACCUCUUCCUGCCUGAUGGAGAAGCCAAGCCUUAUGUCCCCAAGGAACCCCCCUUGAUUCGGGUGACAGAAGGACCUUUCUUCUCAGAGGUGGCUGUUUAUUACCAGCAUGUCCAGGAAGUGGUCCAGCUCCACAACGUGCCAGGUGUCGAUGGGCUGUCCCUGGAGAUCUCCUGCCUGGUGGACAUCCGAGACCACAUCAACAAAGAGCUGGCUCUGCGGUUUAGUACUGACAUCGAGAGCAAGGGUGCUUUCUUCACGGAUCUCAAUGGCUUCCAGAUCCAGCCUCGGCAGCACCUGAAGAAGCUGCCGCUUCAGGCCAACUUCUAUCCCAUGCCAACCAUGGCCUACAUCCAAGAUGCACGGAGCCGCUUGACUUUGCACACAGCCCAGGCCUUGGGCGUUUCAAGCCUCAGCAGUGGCCAGCUGGAGGUCAUUUUGGACCGGCGUCUCAUGCAGGAUGAUAAUCGCGGCCUAGGGCAAGGCCUGAAGGAUAACAAACGGACCUGGAACCGCUUCCGGCUGCUCCUGGAACGACAUAGCGCUGCUAGCAAGGUGCAGGAGACCCCACUUGUGAGCUUCCCAUCUCUGCUGAGCCACAUGACCUCCAUGUACCUAAACAUGGAGGUGCUGGUGAUGCCCGUUUCCCAGGAAAAGCCACCUCCUCCCACCCUGAGGUCAUUUGUGCCCCUUUCAGCUACCAUGCCCUGCGACUUCCACCUUCUCAACUUGCGCACAUUACAAGGAGAGGAUGAUUCCUUGCCUUCAACUGAGAGCGCUCUAAUUCUGCACCGCAAGGGCUUUGACUGCGGCCUGGAAGCCAGGAACUUGGGCUUCAACUGCACAACCACCCAGGGCAUACACCAUCGUCCACCUGGACCCCAUGGAGAUUGCCACUUUCCGUCUUCGCUUUGGAUAGCGCCACGGCCGGGCAUUCUGGGAGUGGGACUGGUCAUCAGCGCGUCUUACUCGGCCUGCAUCCCAGCCCAUUCGGUGUUGCCCUGUAGGCUGUGACACCGGGCCAGGGGCUCACAAGGCCUGAUAAGACUCAGUGGAACUCUUCUUAUUUAUUGGUCCACCCUUCAAGAAGCUGCAGAAAAAGACACCCAGGAGGUUAUGUGGUCAAUGCGCAGAGGCUUCACCACGCACCCCUCCGAACUAGUUGGUCCCUAGAAGUGGGGGAUGCGGGAAUCCCUCCUGCCCAGCCCCUCCCAUUCUCAGGGAACGAGAUGUGUGUUCUCGCCAUGCCUGCCCUUGGAGGCCCCGUCAGAUGCCUCACAAGCAGGGAACCAGGACUUGAAGAUGUAGCAAACACUGGAAGGGGGGAGGCAAGGUACGUGUGAGCUUCCAAGAGCUCUGGACAAACUUUGAGAAAACAAAGCCCUCCUUUGAAGCCUUUGUCUC
Pogona vitticeps (central bearded dragon) is the source of this 4172-nucleotide messenger RNA. Lineage: Eukaryota; Metazoa; Chordata; Lepidosauria; Squamata; Agamidae. The record is from RefSeq and is a predicted model, not a curated record.